AUGCUCAUGCCCCUGGGUGGGCUGCUGUGGUGCUGCUGCUGUGGCUGGUACUGCUGUGGAUUGUGCACCCCAGCUCCCCAGAUGUUGCGCCACCAGGGUCUCCUCAAGUGCCGCUGCCGAAUGCUCUUCAAUGACCUGAAGGUUUUCCUGCUGAGGCGCCCCCCUCCAGCGCCCCUGCCCAUGCACGGUGACCCCCAGCUCCCUGGUGUGGCGGCCAACAACAACACCCUUCCGGCUCUGGGUGCCGGGGGGUGGGCAGGCUGGAGGGGCCCUCGAGAAGCGGUGGGAAGGGAGACCCCUCCUCUGCCGCCUCCACCACCUCUGCCUCCUUCUGUGGAAGAUGACUGGGAUGGCCCAGCCACAGGGCCACCUGCCUGCCUGCUCAGCAGUACUUCCUCUGAGGAAUUCUGUAAGGAGAAAGCUGAGGACUGCUACUCUCUAGGAAGUAGCUUGGACAGUGGUAUGAGGACUCCCCUCUGCCGCAUCUGUUUCCAGGGACCAGAACAGGGAGAGCUGCUAAGCCCGUGCCGCUGUGACGGUUCUGUGAAAUGUACCCACCAGCCAUGUCUCAUCAAGUGGAUCAGUGAGAGAGGCUGCUGGAGCUGUGAGCUGUGUUACUACAAGUACCAUGUCAUCGCCAUAAGCACAAAGAAUCCUCUCCAGUGGCAGGCCAUAUCCCUGACGGUCAUCGAGAAGGUUCAGAUUGCCGCCGCCAUCUUGGGUUCUCUCUUCCUCAUCGCCAGUAUCUCUUGGCUCAUCUGGUCGACCUUCAGUCCCUCAGCAAAAUGGCAGCGCCAAGACCUCCUCUUCCAGAUCUGCUACGGGAUGUACGGCUUCAUGGACGUGGUGUGCAUAGGUCUCAUCAUCCACGAAGGACCCUCCGUAUACCGCAUCUUUAAACGAUGGCAGGCCGUCAACCAGCAGUGGAAAGUGCUAAACUAUGACAAGACAAAAGACUUAGAGGAUCAAAAAUCAGGAGGCAGGACAAACCUACGGACUUCCUCAUCAACCCAAGCCAAUAUCCCCUCCACGGAAGAGGAGGCAGCCAGCCCUCCUGCCCGUGAAGAGGGCCCCACCAGGGCUGCCAGCCACCCCUCAGGCCCUGGGUCCCAACACCACUGUGCUUACACCAUUCUGCACAUCCUGAGUCACUUGAGACCUCACGAACAGCGGAGCACGCAGGGCGGCAGCCGAGAACUCGUCAUGAGAGUCACCACGGUGUGA
Molecule: messenger RNA, 1224 nt
Organism: Peromyscus eremicus (cactus mouse)
Lineage: Eukaryota; Metazoa; Chordata; Mammalia; Rodentia; Cricetidae
Gene: Marchf4
Product: membrane associated ring-CH-type finger 4
Exons: 4
Coding region: 1-1224 (407 amino acids)
Biological process (GO): protein ubiquitination
Molecular function (GO): ubiquitin-protein transferase activity; zinc ion binding
Source: RefSeq, a predicted model, not a curated record